Molecule: messenger RNA, 855 nt
Organism: Ilex paraguariensis (yerba mate)
Lineage: Eukaryota; Viridiplantae; Streptophyta; Magnoliopsida; Aquifoliales; Aquifoliaceae
Source: the annotation of a GenBank genome assembly
CUGGACUCUAGUUUGACUCGGUGCACCCUUCCUCCCCCCGUCUCUCUUUCGUCUCGCGACCCAACUCUCUCGUUAUAAAAUGCUUCCAAGAUACCCCCCACUUUGGCAAAGCUAAUUACGUUAGUCUUCUUAUUUUGAGAGGAAGUUCUCUCUCCGUUGAAUUGUCUCCUUCUUGAAGCCUCUACGUCUUCGGAUUUCUCUGGGAAUAUUACGCCGAUCUCCAAACUUCAAGAGAAUAUGAAGAAAGUGGUGUUGAAAUUGACCUAUCACGAUGAUAAAGGCAAGCAAAAAGCUAUGAAGAAAGUCUCUGGUCUAUCAGGGGUUGAUUCAGUUGCCAUGGACAGCAAGGACAAGAAAUUAACAGUGACAGGAGAUGUAGAUCCAGUGACUCUAGUGGCUAAACUGAGGAAGAUCUGUAGCACAGAGAUACUCAGUGUUGGACCAGCCAAAGAGCCUGAGAAGAAGAAGGAAGAACCCAAGAAAGAAGAACCCAAAAAACCAGAUGACAAGAAAAAAGAGGAUGCAUCUCAAAAGGCUUACCAGGCCUAUAUUCAGCAUUAUAGUCACCCCCCCAUAGUGCCAUAUCAUCAAAAUCCUUAUCAGCAAUACCCUCCCAUGGGGGCAUAUUAUGCUAAAAGUGUGGAAGAAGAUCCAAAUGCUUGUGUUAUUUGCUAACUGCUAGCUCUUUUGAUGAAUUCAAUUAAGACAAGGUUUUGUUUCAUUAAAUAUUAUAAAUGGUUUGCCUUUCUGCAACUCUUUUGAAGGGUUAGUGCCCUUGAGAUUCUGUGUACAACAGGUGUUUUUUUUUUUUUGGUUGGGGGGGGGGGGGGGGGGUUGAACUUUUUUUGUUUUUGU